Molecule: messenger RNA, 1635 nt
Organism: Orbilia oligospora ATCC 24927
Lineage: Eukaryota; Fungi; Ascomycota; Orbiliomycetes; Orbiliales; Orbiliaceae
Exons: 5
Coding region: 1-1635 (544 amino acids)
Cellular component (GO): cytoplasm
Molecular function (GO): oxidoreductase activity; 2 iron, 2 sulfur cluster binding
Source: RefSeq, a predicted model, not a curated record
AUGCCGGCCAAUGGUACCUCCACUAAUCCGGGUCUAAGCUUCACAUCCGGUCACAAUGAUCCCGUCUGGGUUCGAAGUAAUCCAUAUACUUCAUGGCCACGAUUUAAGAAACUCAGCGAGGAUCUAGAAACUCAUACUGUUAUCACUGGAGCGGGUGUUGCUGGGAUCUCAACUGCAUACGAGUUGGUCAAGAAAGGUGUUCAAGUCGUUCUUCUCGAAGCUAGGGAAGUAACAUCUGGGGAAUCCGGAAGGAGUAAUGGAGUAUUGGGAGACUGGUUAGGGAUGAAGUGGCAAGAUAUUAUCAAAUUGCAUGGCAUCGAAAACACCAGAUCCAUACACGAUAGCCACCGAUAUGCAAUUAGGAGAGCCCAAGAAAUUGCAAAAGAAUUGAACAUUGAAUGCGAUUUUACACAGCUUCCGUGCCACAUAUCUUUAGCCGACAAAGACGAUCUUUCAAAGGAGAUCGAGGCUUACAGCAAUGCUGCAGGGCCCACUCGAGCUGCCGAAGCUCUCGAUGAAGUCAGGGCCUCAGACUCAAAAACCUUCAAAGUUACCGAUUGUGCGACUUUGCAUCCUACGAAAUACUUACAUGGUAUCCUACGUUACCUUUCUGAUAAUCACUCUGAUUUAUUCUCCUGCUAUACGCACACCAGAGUCAAAGCGUAUAAAGGGGAUGGAAAUGGAGUAUCAAUCGAAAUAGAUGGGAGGAGUUGCUCUAUUAAGGCCAAAAACUUUGUGAUGGCGAUGAAUGUUCCUAUUCGAUCUCGAACUUACAUAAUGGCCAAUGCCUACUACCGGACAUACCACAUCGCAAACACGAUUCCAAAAACUGAGGCUCUGGAACACAUUGUCACCGGCUUAACUAGCAUCCUAGGAUUCACUACAUCAGUUGCGUCCCAUCCAGACCCAAAUCUAGUAUACCUCAUCGUAACCGGAGGUAGACACAAAACAGCCCACAUAGAUAUCGAAUACUACGAACCCCAUUUUGCAACACUCAAAGAAUGGGUAUUCAGAAACUUUCCCACGGCGAACACGGUGCCUGAAUUUUCAUGGUCAAGUCAAAUUGUUGAUUCAAAUGACAAUUUAGCAUUCAUAGGUCGCGAGAAGCCUGGUACAAAUAUAUUUGUGAUAACGGGCGACUCGGGCACUGGAUUUAAUUACGGAGUUAUAGGUGCUAAGAUCUUAAGUGAUCAAAUCACCGGCGUUAAGAAUACCUGGGAAAAUGUCUAUGAUGCUUCCAGGAAGCCGAAGUCGAAACUAUUGGAUCAAGAAAUUGAAAAGGUUCAUUUAGAAGAAUUAAUUGCCAAGUCUAGAGAGGACCGGUACGCCGCAAUCGACAUCGAAGAGCUACCGCCAUGUACAGGUGCUGUCAUAUCAAAAGACAGAACACAGCACGGAAUGCCGCUAGCAAUAUAUAAAGAUGAAGAAGGGAAAACCAGGCAGUUCACAGGACUUUGCACGCAUGCUUACGGUGUUUUGAUGUGGAAUCCGACCGAGAAAACAUUCGAUUGUCCCUUGCAUGGGAGCAGGUUCGAUUCUCGGACGGGAAGAUGCGUGUUCGGGCCUGCGAAUGCGGGAUUGAAACCGGACGAUGACGCCGCGAGGGAAGCGGCCGCGCUUUCAGUUGAAAUAUAA